This is a messenger RNA of Ilex paraguariensis (yerba mate), 972 nucleotides long. The record is from the annotation of a GenBank genome assembly. NCBI's taxonomy places the organism in Eukaryota, Viridiplantae, Streptophyta, Magnoliopsida, Aquifoliales, Aquifoliaceae.
UAUAAGUUCAUUUUGCUGCUCAUUGGCAUUCUUUUUCUGACAAUAUUGAUUUAGUUAUUAAAGUUUCACAAAAAUGAGAAUUGUUUUAUGAAAGACUGAGCUGGACUGAAGCGGACAAUCAGUGCAUAUUCAUCUUUUGCUUGUUAUUAAUGUUUAUAUGGUCCAAUUAUUGCAGUGAAGCACUUUUCUAUUUCACACUUCAAGGAACAGCUUUUCGAUGGCUCUAUAGAUAUCUGAACUCUGAACUUUUGGGCAGUGCAUAGGAUAUCUGAACUCUGAAGCAUCCAAAGACCGCCGCAAUGGAAGAACCUAAUAAUUCUGAUUUGGGAUGUGAUCCAAAACCCCAAGUCCUAUAUCGUUGCAAAAAAUGUCGAAGAAUUGUUGCUUCACAUGAACUUAUAGUUCCUCACAAGCGUGGGGAAGGACAAAAAUGUUUUAAAUGGAGAAAGAGAAGUAAUGAUCCAUUGGAAAUGGAGAAAGAGCCACCUGAAUGCUCCUCCAUAUUUGUAGAGCCCAUGAAGUGGAUGCAAUCAGUUGAAGAAGGUUGUGUCGGAGAUAAGCUUCAGUGCAUGGGUUGCAAGGCUCGAUUGGGUUCUUUCAACUGGGCGGGAAUGCAGUGCAACUGUGGAGCUUGGGUUAACCCUGCAUUUCAACUGCACAAAAAUCGUAUGGAUGAAUGCAGUCUAUGAGCCAUGCCAUUGUUAUUGAAUAAUUAUGUUUAGAAAUUUUAGCACUGUGCAAAAUCUGUCCUUGGGUUUGCAUUGCCUUUAGGCACUAAUCACUUUAGUCUAAAGAGUUCAAUAUGUUUGGAUGAUUGAAUUUUUUGAGAAUGAACUCUGAUCAUAAUGUUAGUUUGAUGUAAAUCUGCUGAUGCACAAGAGGUAUUUUCCUUGCAUUUCAGGUUUUCAUUUGGGUUUUCUUGUACAUAUAGAUUGUAGAUCUUCUUUAAUACACUUUUCUUGAAUUUUCUUC